Drosophila teissieri is the source of this 4357-nucleotide messenger RNA. It is a transcript of the gene dpr11, whose product is annotated as hemicentin-2. The record is from RefSeq and is a predicted model, not a curated record. Gene Ontology annotation, cellular component: neuron projection membrane. The coding region runs from base 790 to 1872 and encodes 360 amino acids. The transcript has 8 exons. NCBI's taxonomy places the organism in Eukaryota, Metazoa, Arthropoda, Insecta, Diptera, Drosophilidae. Gene Ontology annotation, biological process: synapse organization.
ACAAAUACACAGAUUAUCCAAAAAUUUUGUUUCUAAAUCGUGUACCUAGUUUUUCUUACUGUUUGUUCGUGGUUUUCGAUUUGAAGCUUAUUCCAGCCAGGAUUGUUUACAGCGGGGACUGGCUUCUGUGGCAGCUCGGACCACAUGGUGGUGACAGAUAAAUGCGCUAAACAAACAAAAUCCGAAAACGACCGAAAUCCAAUCUGAAUCAAAAGGGCAGUGGGACUUAACCCCAGAGUCAGGACAGAUGUUGCUGUUCCCCUACGAUCGGGAAAUUAGUGAACAUGGCCCACAGCCAAUGGUUAUUGAUGGUCCGAGUAGAGGAAAUCACUGUUGAAGCAUCGAGGAACCGAGAGCGAGACCGAGACCCAAAGAAAUAUUAAACAAAUUUUGAGCAGCAGCGCGAUUGUGGGGCAAUAAAAUUGGCCAUAAAAACAUAGUUCAAACCGCGCGGCGAAUAAUAAAAGAGCAAAACUAAUAUUUGACAAACUGUCAGCGAAGUCACUCGAAAGUAAAAUUGUGAACAUUUGCAAAAAGUCGGUGGGUAGCACUACCCAGAGAAAAUCCCAAACGUUUGCACUCGUUGCGUAUACGCCGUGUUGGCAGUUUUGCAUUUUCCAGGAGGUGUUAAAUGCGUUCGCUAGUCUCAGCUGGAGCUGCAGCUCCUCCGACCACAGUCCAGCUCGAAUCCCCCACUGGAAAGUACCAGUAAAGGCCAGUAAAAGUACCAAGCUGUGCACUAUUUCCGCGUAACUGAACAUUAUCGCUCUCACUCCCUCGCGGGAGGGGAUGCGCUCCUGGAAAAGUCGCAGUCGAUCCAAAAUGCAAACACUCGAAACGAGAACGCGGCUCCUGCAGGGCGCUCAGCUCACCCAGCUGCUCCUCGGUGCCAUCCUCUGCCUCACAAUCGCAUCGCACACACAGACGUCGGCGGAGGCGGCAGGCGGGAGGGCAUCUGGACCAGGAGCAGAAACAUCAGAAGGAGCAGGGACAUCGUCGGCAUCGGCAGCCUCCACGGCCAUCAGCUCCGAUGAGAGCGGCGACCCAUCAUCGGCGACCGCGUUCUCCAGCUUGGCUCAAGUGUCCUCGCUUCUGCCGGAGGCAUCCGCACUGUCGGCGACAUCGGGACUCGUGGAGCCCUAUCUGGAUGGCUACGCCACUUCCAAUGUGACCACUCAGAUCGGGACACACGCGUAUCUGCCCUGUCGGGUCAAACAGCUGGGCAACAAAUCUGUGUCCUGGAUUCGUCUGCGAGAUGGACACAUCUUGACCGUUGACAGGGCCGUCUUCAUAGCCGACCAGCGAUUCCUGGCCAUCAAGCAGCCGGACAAGUACUGGACCCUGCAGAUCAAGUACGUCCAGGCCCGGGACGCCGGCUCCUACGAGUGCCAGGUCUCCACGGAGCCCAAAGUCAGUGCCCGUGUCCAGCUGCAAGUUGUGGUUCCCCGCACGGAGAUCCUGGGAGAGCCGGACCGCUACGUGAAGGCAGGCAGCAACGUGGUGCUCCGCUGCAUCGUGCGCGGCGCCUUGGAGCCGCCCACGUUCAUCAUGUGGUACCAUGGCGCCGAGCAGCUGGCGGCCGACUCCCGGCGCCACCGCACGCAACUGGAUCCCAAUCUGCCGGAGGCCUCCGGCGAAGGGCAGAGCACGAUUGGCUCAUUAAUCAUCGAGUCGGCCAAGAAGCGCGAUACUGGCAAUUACACAUGUAGCCCGUCGAAUAGCCCCAGUGCGACCGUAACGCUGAACAUAAUAAAUGGCGAAUCGUCGGCUUCAGCGGUCACCUCCUCGGCAGCCACCACCCGGGCCUACGCCCUCAGCAUCCUGGCGCUCCUGCUCAGCGUCAUUCUCAUCGGAGUGGGCCACCGCACAUGACAUGUCACUGCCAGCGAGCCAAACUGAAUGGCCAGAGCAAUAGCUGCUACUAGACAGUGAGAAGAUGGGAAACCCAACACUCUGCCAACGUAAAAGUAAAAAUUAAAAACCAAAUUAAUUUGAUAGGCCCAAAUAGCAAAAGCGAGAAGAAAAGAGAGAUAACACGUAAUAACCGAGUGCAUGUUGUAAGCUAGUUGAUUUUAUCCACUAAAUAAUAACCAAUACAUAUAGAGGAUGAGUCCGUAUCCCAGAAAAAGACAGGCAGUUUCGAGAACCUCGAGUCCCAGCUAAUCGUAAGUUCUACCGGCUCUAAGCGAACUAGUUAGUAAGCCCCUAGUCCUAAGCAGACUCCUAACUGAAUUGGUUACGUAGUUUUGUUUAGGUAUUUCAUCUCGGUUCAGUUUGGUUCGGUUGCGCGAGUGGCGGGGUCUAUGUUUUGUGGAAAAUACCGAGUAAGUUUGCAUAAAUGAAUAACAGUAAAUAUUUAUGCAGUCCGAUGUGAAAUUGCAUCGAUAUCCUGAAACCAUUUAGACCGCAUGGGCGAGCUGGGCAGGAAGAGGGAUCGGGAUCUGGGAAAUUCCAGCCAUCAAACAAAUGCGUUUUUGGAAAAAUGCAACUCGAAUGCAUUUGCAUGGCAAUUUGAGUCUGGAACAACAUUUGCAAUCUCCUUCCUAUGUGGCGACAUGCUGAACUUUUCAAUUAGCCAUAUCUGCCGCACUCCUCGCACAGUUUUCCUCCUCCUCUCUCACUCUCUAUUGCUCUCUCACUCACUCACGGAUGCCGGACAGUUUUGAAUAUUUAUUAUUUUUAGCAAAUACUAGACUCUGGGCGGUGACCUCGUUUCUGGUCAGAGGAAAGGAAACUUAUUUCGCCAAUAAAUUUGAAAAAUUGAAUAGGUCGUCGCAGAGAUCGUAGAAGUUCUGAAAGAUUUCCAAGGAGUUUAUUUAGCAUUAUCUUUGGCAAACAUAACACCCACAUAUUCGUACUCACGAUGUAUCUGCCACAUCGCAAACAUUUGCAUAGCCAAUUUAUGGAACUCUAUUUUAUGUGCUCUUAUCUCACGAACAAGCUCGAAACAUGCGGGAAAAAGCAAAAUUCAUAAAGUAAAUAUUGCGUAAGAACAAAAAAUUAUAGCAAAUACACUCAUUGAUCGGAAUGGACGAAAUGGGCGUCCAGCAAGCAAAAACAAUUUAAUUGAUAACGAAAGUAAAUUUAUUGAAUUCAGCGGACUGAAUCGUGAACUGUAUAUAACUCCAUUGCGAAAUCGUUCAGCAAAAUGUAAAUUAAUUAAAUAUACAAAUAAUAUAAAUGGCAGAAUCCAACCAGAGACGUAUUCCAAACACUAAUGAAUUGCAUUUAAACGAUACAAAUAAAUACAUAAAAUAAAUAAACAAAUAGCGGCAGGCAGGAGACAAAGGCGCAAGGCGGCCAAAGAAAUAAAUAAAACGAAUCAAACGGACAAAAUGUAAACAUCGUGUGCAUCGCCAACCCGCAGGCCCGGCUCGUAUUUAUUUAUCCACUUAACGUCCUUUUUAAUUACACACACUCCCCCGAUCCACGGCAAAUCCCAUAAAAAUCGUCUGAAAUUAAUUAAAGUUGUCUCUGCUCCUGAAUUUGUAUGUACGUGGAAAGUGAGGCUGCAGCGUCAACUUAAUUGCAAUUAGGUGCAGACCCACUCCCACUCAAACAAUGCCCUCAAAGCGGCAUUAAUUAUGUGUGCGAUUGUCCCAAGGCUGCGUCGGCUGUCACCGCGUAUGCCCUGCGUAUACUUGAUGUGCCCGCCUUUGAGCGCUUAACAAAUUGAUCCCGGGCCAAGUUAACCGCAAGCAGCUGUGAGCCAACACAAACACGCUCCGCAGACGGGUGAGAAAAAGCCACGGAAAUAAAUUUCUGCGGUCAAUAUUACAGCGGGCGGGCAGGUGGGGGUUAAUUUAACAGGGAUUCUUUUCACGGGUGUGGACAAUUAACACAUUCCGGCUUGCAUGCAUCAAAUGCUCGCGGUCUGCGGCUAACCACCUUUGAGCCACCCAAUCCUUUUCACACCCACACAUCCGAGUAGCGCCCAACCCUGACACUUAUAUUCAGCCUCUUAUUUUUCAGCCAUAAAGCCACCAACAGGCCAUUGGACAGCCCACUAAACUGAAUGUUGAACAAUGAAAGUUUGUUAGACCUAAGCGGCGUAUAUGACCAUAGCAAGUACUAUACAAAUCGAAAUCAAAAUACAUUUCUAAGCUCUUAAGUGUUUUUCAUCAACUCGAUUUACGUGUAGACUCCAUUCAUGUAAUUAUCAACAACCGACUAUUUGUAAAUAAAUAUCAUUACACGCAAAGGUCCCAAAUUUGCAAAGGUGUGGACGUUACUUUUAAAGAUAUACACUGGAAGACACUUGUACUCAUGAUAUAGCAAAGUUUAUUGUUAAGUACCGACUAAUAACAAAAAUACUUACACAUAUAAAUAUGUAAACGAAACUAAGAACUAUGUGAAC